AGUGGUCCGUCUCUUAAAUGUCUCAGAACUCAGAAGUCAGAAGUCAUCAGAAGAGAUUGAUGGAAGAAGUUGAAAUCCAUGUAUCCAACGGUGCAAACAUGGUGGCAUCUUUCAAAUAGCUUUUUUACUUUCAGAAAUUUUAACAAUAUUUUAUAUUGAUUUAAGAUUUAAUUUCAAACGGGCAAUAAUGGAGGUGGCGUGGUACAAGAAGUCGGAGAGAGAUUGAGUCUCCCGAAACUGAUGAUGAUGAUGAUGAUGAGCAAGAGCAACAGUUCCAAGUCCAUAGUCAAUAGUGGUAAUACGGCAAAGAAGGCAAGAAGAAGCUCUUCGGAGUGCUUAGACCACAUCGUGGCGGAGAGGAAGAGGAGGCAGGAGAUCACUCAGAGAUUCAUAGCACUUUCUGCCACCAUCCCUCACUUGAAAAAGAUUGACAAGGUGUCAAUUCUUAGUGAAGCAAUCGCUUAUAUCAAGCAACUCAAAGAGCAAGGGAAGAAGCUAGAGGAGGAAAGCAGAAAGAAGAACAGAACAGUAGUAGAGUCGGUGUCGUUGGUGAACAAGAGGCAUGAUGCUGCAUGUGAACUAGUUGAAGCAAGGGCGUUGGAGAAGCAGGUGUUGAUUCGGAUCCACUGCCAUGGCCACAAAGCCGUUCCCCAAGUAUUCAGCCAUCUCACAAAUCUUGAUCUCUCCAUUGUAAGCACAAGUGUCUUACCCUUUGGGACCUGUGCCAUUGAUAUUACCAUUGUUGCUCAGAUGGGUGAGAAAUACAGGGCAAGCAUGAAGGAUCUAGUUCAAAGCUUGAGACUGGCGAUACCACUCUGUUAAUCAAAGGAUUUUCACGCCAUCCAUGCAUCCUAGCUAGCUUGCUUUUUAUACAUCAAUAAAUUAA
Messenger RNA from Arachis duranensis, 886 nucleotides. Its product is annotated as transcription factor bHLH18-like. NCBI's taxonomy places the organism in Eukaryota, Viridiplantae, Streptophyta, Magnoliopsida, Fabales, Fabaceae. The record is from RefSeq and is a predicted model, not a curated record. Gene Ontology annotation, molecular function: protein dimerization activity. The transcript is spliced from 3 exons. Bases 241 to 822 code for a protein of 193 amino acids.